Molecule: messenger RNA, 2308 nt
Organism: Ostrinia furnacalis (Asian corn borer)
Lineage: Eukaryota; Metazoa; Arthropoda; Insecta; Lepidoptera; Crambidae
Product: phenoloxidase-activating factor 2-like
Exons: 21
Coding region: 156-2171 (671 amino acids)
Biological process (GO): proteolysis
Molecular function (GO): serine-type endopeptidase activity
Source: RefSeq, a predicted model, not a curated record
AAGAUCUUAGUAUAGUUAUAUUUGAAUCGCGUGUUAACCAGUCGCCCGCAAAAUAUCCUUGGUGUUAAUUUAAUUUGGGUUGUUAUUAUCAAAUAUUAGUAUUGCUAUGUGUUUUCAUACAUUUGUGGUUGCACAGUGAUUAUUUAGCUGAGAAAAUGAUGCUGAAGAUCUGUGCGUUGGUCGUGGCCCUGACGCUUGGUCUUGCUGACCAGACUGGAGCUAUCAACCCCCAUCACCAUUCUCUAGCACCACUCAUUGACAGCGUAUUCUUCGCGAAUGACGUAAUAGUUGCAAGAAACCAGCAGGGAGAGAGGGAGGGAGGUAAACAAGGUGACAAAACACCCUGCGAAAUGCCAGACGGUAGCAGUGGUUACUGCGUGCAUUCGUACCUUUGCGAGAGCCAACAAAUCGUUAAAGAUGGGGCUGGAUUGAUUACUGAGAGGAGAUCCCAGUGUGUUGCGCCUAAAAUAUGCUGCAAACAUAGAAAAACUAAUCAGGAAACACCUCAUAUCGGUAGCAGGAGCAAUGGUGACAAAACACCUUGCGAGUUGCCAGACGGUAGCAGGGGUUACUGCGUGAAUUCGUACCUUUGCGAGAGCCAAGAAAUCAUCAAAGAUGGGGCCGGCUUGAUUACUGAGAGGAGAUCCCAGUGUGUCGCGCCUAAAGUAUGCUGCAAACAUAGAAAAACUAAUGAGGGAACACCUGAUAUCAGUAGCAAGAGCAAUGUAAGAAAAUGCAAGUUCAGCAAUGGCAGGGAGGGCUACUGCGUUAAUCCAAACAGUUGUAGGAACAGAAAAAUUAUGGGAGGUUAUUCCAGGACCAUCACAUCCUCGGAUUGCUUGGAAACGGAAGUGUGCUGCGAGAAAGACCAUGAAAAUAUCGAGUCUACCACAAAGUCACGGACUUUGGUGCCUUCUAUUCCAAAGAAUCUACCCAAUGGCGCACAAUGUGAAGCCUACGACGGUAGUAUCGGAAGAUGCACUCUGCCUCACACCUGCAACAACGAUAGCACCAUCCUCGACGGCUCCGGGCUCAUCGUGGAACGCAAAGUCGACCCGUGCGGAGACUGGGGGAAUGCCAUACAAAUAUGCUGCCCAGCGAAGUACCUAGCGGGGAAAAUACCAGAUAUUGAAGCAACUACCGUAUUGACUAAAAGCAGGUCAAUGGACGACGAGGAGGAAAAAGAUAGCAGUUGUUUAACGGGGGCCGACAAUGCAGGCAAAUGUGUGCCUUUUCAUCACUGUGAGGACUAUGACGGCGCUGACCUUCUAGAUAAAAGGACAAUGCGUUACUGCCCUGCUUUGACAACUUGCUGCGAAUUGGACAGGAUUAAUAUGGAGUCUAUUCCAACGAAUGUUAAGAAGGAGGGUUGUGGAGUGGCGAACCCAGACGGACUGUGGCCAGCCUUUAAGACAUCCUUUUUAGAAGCAAAAUUCGGCGAAUUCCCUUGGGUAGCUGCUGUUAUGACCAAGACCUCCUCUUUCCCUGUGAAUCGAAACAUCACGGUGGGAUCCCUGAUACACCCCUCUAUGGUGCUCACGGUAGCUCACUACGUGGACCGAGCUGUGGACGGUGACGUCAUUGUGAGGGUAGGAGAGUGGAACACCCUGGAUGUAAACGAACCGCUUCCGCAUGAAGAGGUGGCGGUGAAGAAAAUUGUCAUCCAUCCAGACUUUAUGAGAAAGAACUACCGGAACGACAUCGCCCUGCUGAUCCUUGAGCACCCAGUAAAGCUGGCUCCGCACGUCAGCCUGGUCUGUCUGCCGGAGCCGGGAGCGGUGCCGGCUCCGGACACCGACUGCGUUUCCAACGGCUGGGGCAAAGACGCGUUCGGGAAGAAGGGAGCCAUCUCCAGCUACCUUAAGAAGGUGCCCCUUCCAUGGGUGGAGCACGGCGAUUGCCAGAACCGCCUCCGCACCACCCGGCUUGACUCCUUCUUCGAACUGCACGAAGGAUUCGCUUGCGCGGGCGGCGACAAGCUCGACACUUGCAGCCUGGAUGGAGGAGGCCCUCUGGCCUGCCCGUCAGAGAGCGACCCGGGCAGAUACAUCCUGUACGGGGUGGUGUCCUGGGGCAUAGACUGCCAUAUGCCCGGGAUCCCCGGGGUCUACAUGAAUGUGGCACACUACCGAACCUGGAUAGACCAGGUUAUGGAAACUGAAGGAGUGUGAAAUAAAUAAUGUAAACUGUUUUGGACCGUUUCAUUUUUCCUGAAUAUUAAAGUUUAAAUUUGCACGGGCUAUGCUCGGUGUUUCUUUACGAGAUCGAAUCAGAAAUGAGGAGAUCCGAACGAACCGUAAACGAUCUA